AUAGAUAACAAAGCUUGAAUUUAACCGUUAAAUUCAAAUCGAAGAAUUCAACUAGCAACCUGUGCUUUUCUUUGGUGUAAUAAUAUAUCCUUUUUCUAUGAUUACAACUUUAAUUAGCUUGUUAUUUUUGUUGGCAGUAAUCAUGCCAUUCAACAAAUAUAAAAAUUACAUUUAUGUCAUUGGAGAAUUUGUGAAGGAAACUUUAGAGACAGGGCAAAAAGCAAUUGACAUUGUACCAAUCAAGUGGACUGAUGCAAUUCCAGGCAAUUCUGAAGAAUGUGAAACCUUGUACCCCCCACCCCCAUAUGAUGAUGGGGUUUUUAAAAAACUUAUUAACUUAAUAAAAAACAAUGAAGAUGCGGAUCUUGAAUAUUCAAUGUAUAGAAUAAAAAUCAGAGCUUUUGCAAGAAAUUAUAAAGAAGCUAAAAUGAAAUUAGGAGUUGUAAUGAAACAAUCGUCAGCAUUUUCUACUGGAAGUGAGAUGGAUACAGAUCAAAAAGCAAAAGCAGCCUCAGAAAUUUUAAGAACAAUUAAGGUUCCAAAUAAAAAAAUAACAUUUUACAAUGAACUGCAACCAUUUUCUGACAAGGAUAUUAAAACAUCAGGAUCAAGCAAUGACUACUCAGAUGAAAACUUGAAAACUAAACAAAAAAAGACAAAAAGUUUUGCAAGAAAGAAAGGCCAUGAUAAGGAAAAUCAAAUUGAUUCAAGUGAUGAUCAAUCAGAAAACUUUUUUAAGUCUCUUAAGAAAAAACGCAAACAUGAAAUUUCUUUUGAUGAGAGAGGGAAAGACAUUUUAAAACCAUCUACUUUAGCCAAACCUUCAGAAAAGGAUCUUGUAAGACAACAGGUUUUGACAAAUUUACAACCACUGCAAAUCCCAAAAGCAAAAAUUCAUAAUGCAUUUCAGAGAGGGCCUGCAGAGCAACCCAGAAACAAAUUAUUUAUUGAAAAUUUAAUUACAAAAUACUCCAAACUAAUGGAUGACAAGGGAGGAGAAAAUAUAUCAAAAAAAGAUUAUCUUGCUUUAAUGUUUCAAGGAGUUAAUAACAUUGUAGAGUAUCAUGUCUCAGAUGUUAAACAAGAUUGUAAUGAUAUUGUUGAAUUGGUAAAUAAAAAAGGAUUAAGCGCCAAGAUUGCAAAUAAUAUUAUUCUGAACCCUCAUAUGUUGGCCAAAAAAUACGAUUUGAAUUUACCUAUCCAGACUGUACCUGAGUUUACAGCAUUUUGCGAGUUGUUGCUGACAAAAAAGGAAUUCUCCGAAGAUUUUGUAAGUUAA
This is a messenger RNA of Brassicogethes aeneus, 1279 nucleotides long. Lineage: Eukaryota; Metazoa; Arthropoda; Insecta; Coleoptera; Nitidulidae. The record is from the annotation of a GenBank genome assembly.